CGAGCGUUGUUAUCGUUGUUAUGAUUCAAUAUGGCGACCGUAGUUUUGUGUUACUCAUUUUAAUGAAAAAAAGGAAAAUUUGUUUGAUUUCUUCGUUAAAAAAUCGAAAUUUUGCAUUUACUCGAUUCUUUCGGACUUGUAUGAGUGCGCGAAUUUAUUCUAGAACGUACGAAUCGGUGUUUAAUAAAAACUCCUGCUAAAACAGUGUAUUAGAAAUUAUACACAAAGGUUGUGAUUUUUAGACCAAUAUUAUAGAAAUAUUGGGAGAUUUGAUAUAAUAAACUGGCUAGAAUUUACUUAAGGAAGCGACUAUCUGUAAGCGAAAGCCGGCAACUUUAGUGUUUAUAUAGGAAAAAGCGUAAUGUGGGAAAUUUGCCAGUAUAGUGACAAAGAUUAAACAAACCUCCAGUCAUGACAGAUACAAGACGCAGAGUUAAGCUAUAUGCACUAAAUGCAGACCGCCAGUGGGAUGACAGGGGAACGGGACAUGUAUCUUCAUCUUAUGUGGAUCGGUUGAAGGGUAUAUCACUGUUGGUGCGCGCAGAAAGUGAUAAUUCUUUACUGUUAGAAUCCAAAAUUCAGCUUGAUACGGCUUAUCAAAAGCAACAGGACACUUUAAUUGUAUGGUCGGAGGGUGAUAAUUUUGAUUUAGCUUUAAGUUUUCAAGAGAAGUUGGGUUGUGAUGAAAUAUGGGAGAAAAUAUGUCAGGUUCAAGGCAAAGAUCCAUCAGUGGAAAUUACACAGGACAUUGUCGAAGAAUCGGAAGACGAGCGUUUCGACGACAUGUCGGACUCGGCCCCGCCCAUAGAACUGCCUCCCUGCGAACUGAACCGCCUGGAAGAAAUCAGCGACCUCAUCAGCAACUGCCUGCGGACGCCCAUUCGAAAGGAGAAGCUGGCCGCGGCCCUGGCCUCCGUCAUCGACAACGAGGGCUACAUCCGCAAACUGAUCAACCUGUUCCACAUGUGCGAGGACCUGGACAACACCGAGCGACUCUACCACCUGUACGACAUCUUCAAGAACAUAUUCCUGCUGAAUAAAAACGUUUUGUUCGAGACUAUGUUCAGCGACGACUUAAUAUUCGACGUGGUGGGUUGUCUGGAGUAUGAUCCGUCGUCUCCUACCCCGAAACGUCACAGGGAAUACUUGAAGCAACAGGCUAAGUUUCGCGAGGUGAUACCCAUUAAAAACGCGGAACUCUUGGCGAAGAUCCACCAGACCUUUCGGGUCCAGUAUAUACAGGACGUGGUACUGCCUACUCCAUCGGUUUUUGAGGAAAACAUGCUCUCCACGUUGAGCAGUUUUAUAUUUUUCAACAAGGUCGAAAUUGUAUCGUUGGUUCAGGAAGACGAGAAGUUCCUUACUGAGCUCUUCACUAUGCUGACUGAUCCAAGCACGCCGGACACUAAGAGAAGGGAUUUGGUGUUGUUUUUAAAAGAGUUUUGUAAUUAUUCUCAGAACUUGCAGCCGCAAGCCAAGGAGUCGUUCUAUAAGACUUUGACGUCGUUGGGGAUAUUGCCCGCUCUGGAAAUCACGCUGGCCAUGGAGGAUCAGAAGACCAAAACGGCCUCCAUCGAUAUUCUGACUUAUAUCGUGGAGUAUUCGCCGUCGGUGGUCAGAGAGUAUACGUUGCAGCAAGCCAGUAACACUGAUGAGGUAAGCGAUCAAAUUCUGCUUAACAUCAUCAUUGAACAAAUGAUCUGUGAUUCCGACCCAGAAUUAGGCGGCGCUGUCCAGUUGAUGGGCGUGCUCAGGAUAUUACUGGACCCGGAAAAUAUGCUCGCCUCGGUGAACAAAUCGGAAAAGACGGACUUUUUAAACUUUUUUUACAAACAUAGUGUUCAAAUUUUAAUAGCGCCUCUGUUAGAUAAUACAAUAAACGAUACGCCACAAAAAGAAGACUACCGGAGCGUCCAAUUAUUGGGACUUAUUUUGGAACUGUUGUCGUUCUGUGUGGAACAUCAUACCUACCACAUCAAGAACUGCAUCUUGAACAAAGACCUGCUGCGCCGGAUAUUGGUUCUGAUGAAGUCAACGCACAAGUUUCUUGUUCUUUGUGCAUUGAGGUUUAUGCGCAAACUGGUCGCCCUCAAGGACGAGUUUUACAACCGGUACAUAAUCAAGGGCAACCUGUUCGCGCCCGUCGUGGACGCCUUCAUCCACAACAACGGCAGGUACAACCUGCUCGACUCGGCCAUUAUCGAAAUGUUCGAGUUCAUCAAACUGGAGGACAUUAAAACGUUGUGCUCGCACGUGGUCGAGAACUACGGUCGACUGCUGGACAAGUUCUGUUACGUGCAAACGUUCAAAGCGCUGAAACUGCGGUACGACCAGCACCAGGACAAGAUGAAGGAGCGAAGCGACGGGGUUCCCUCGAUUCUUCGCAACAGUCGGUACAGGCGCGACCAACGCCAGAUGGAGGAAGAGGAAGAAAUGUGGUUUAACGAAGAUGAUGCGUUCGACCACAGUCACGACGCAUUCGAUCACAGUCCCUUGGAGAAAAAGUUGGAUUCCGAACUGGAGAGUAUAGGUGAUGAAAAAACGACGGAGAAGAGUUUAGAGUCGGAGAGUAUGGAAAAGAAUUUGUAUUCUGAGAGCGUGGAAAAGAGUACGGUCGUUUCGGAUAAUAUACUAAUGGAUAAGGACUUCGGUUCAGAGAUUAUUAAAAAGAAUUUGUAUUUGGAAAGUAUAUGUGUCAGAGUGAAUGAGAAGAAAUCGUCUCCGUUCCGAACACAAUCUAGUACAGAAGUAAAUGGGCCUAGUAAGCAAUUGAACAGUUUUCCUACGUCGCCAAAGGCAGCGUCGCCGCAACAGCCGGUGUUAAAUAAUAACGUGACGUCUCCACAGGGGGCGCCAGGCAACGCGCAGAAAGCACCCGAGAACAAAGUCGCCAUCUUCAAAAGGGUAAGGGGUUUGGUGGAUUACGAGGGCGGCGAUUCGGACGAGGAGGACGAGAGCGACACCGGCGGGGGCGGGGAGAACGGCAGCAAAAGGCCACGCCUCUUGUAGUGACCCCCGUCCCGUUCCGUCUAGGAACGCCCCGUACUCUACGUCGUCGACCAGGAAGGUUAACCAAAUAUUGGAGCAAUAGGAACGAAACUAAAAAAAAAUUGGUGUUUAUAGUUACGAAUCAAAGGACGAUGUUUGAUUGUUGGUUCAAACAUUGCAACAUAUACAUAUAAAAAACGCAAGAGACAAAAUCCUAUAGAACAUUGUGAAUUUUCCUUUAGGCUAAGACAUACUAUUAGAGGUAGAACAAAGAGUAAUAGCGUUUAAAUAAUGUCAAAAAAAAAA
This is a messenger RNA of Sitophilus oryzae (rice weevil), 3294 nucleotides long. It is a transcript of the gene flfl, whose product is annotated as serine/threonine-protein phosphatase 4 regulatory subunit 3. The coding region runs from base 412 to 3009 and encodes 865 amino acids. The record is from RefSeq and is a predicted model, not a curated record. Lineage: Eukaryota; Metazoa; Arthropoda; Insecta; Coleoptera; Curculionidae. Gene Ontology annotation, cellular component: nucleoplasm; protein phosphatase 4 complex. Gene Ontology annotation, biological process: protein dephosphorylation; DNA damage response. Gene Ontology annotation, molecular function: protein phosphatase activator activity. The transcript is spliced from 11 exons.